Messenger RNA from Penicillium waksmanii, 612 nucleotides. RefSeq lists its product as uncharacterized. Lineage: Eukaryota; Fungi; Ascomycota; Eurotiomycetes; Eurotiales; Aspergillaceae. The transcript has a single exon. The coding region runs from base 1 to 612 and encodes 203 amino acids. The record is from RefSeq and is a predicted model, not a curated record.
AUGGAGACUCGUCGACGAGCCGCUCAGCCAGCCCAGCCUCCCAAGGAAGCAGCUUAUGCGCAAUCUUCAAACCCAGUGUCCCAGACACCACAAGAGCAGCGUGUUCCCGUGCAGCAAGUCCGCCAUUAUGGAGAUGCCCCCGCUGCAAUUACGAGAACAGCCGAGUCGAAGCCAUCGAGCGACGAGGCUCGAGCCCAGAUCGCCGAAGAGCAUGAAGAGGAGAGACAGAGGAUGCAAAAUGCCCCCGACACCGACUUGGAGUAUGGAGUGGAACAACAGCCUUCCGAGGGGUAUAUCGCAGAUUCAGUGGCGAAGAAAGGAAUGGGGGUGCAACGAGCUCAGGCCGGUGCCCAUGCCGGCCCGGUCGGAAGUGCAGCGGGACCUGGACACCCCGGUUUCCGGGGAGAGGAAGACCUGGCGGCACAUAUGAACCGCAAAAGAGAAAACCAUGACAGGAUAUUGGACCAAAGGGCAGGGCAGACCCAGGCAUCGGCUGACUGUGGGGUGGCGGAGAGGGAGGCUGUGAGACAACAGAAACUAAGACAAAAUGAGGAGAUCGAUGUCCAAGAGGUCGUCAGAGAAGCAACGGGGGAUCCAGUCGUGGGUAGAUAG